GGAUAUGUACACGUGCAUCCCAGAAGUGCAGUAGGAUGCUCGAGUGUAACAGUAUCGGGUAGAAGCGAAAAUGCAGAUGUGUAUAGUGCGCUGAUAUCAACAUGCUCUAGUGUAUAGCCACCGUCACGUAUAUUCCACCGCGAUGGAAUUUCUCCGUCAGCGAACUGUCAGCUGUCGUCAGGCCGGUGUUCUACUCGUGUUAACAUCUUGCUUGCUCGCGCUGAUAACUGUCAACCAGCGUAUGUUCGGUACGACGUCGCAGCAGGAGUCGGCGAGCGGCGGCGCGCGUGAGAUCGUCGUCAAUCCCAUCUACGCGACGAGCGACGGCGAGAGACGGCGCUGCGCGGCGGGAAAGUCGCGCUUGCUGCCGCAGUGCGUCAUCGUCGGCUUUCCGAAGUGCGGCACGUUCGCUCUGCUCAAGAUGCUCGACCUUCAUCCGGACGUGAUGGCGCGCAUCGCGCACCCGUUCGAAGUGAACUUCUUCAACAGCCACUGGCGACGCGGUCUCGACUGGUACAGACGCAUGAUGCGCUGCUCGUCACCCGGCCAAGUGUCGCUCGAGAAAUCGCCGAGCUACGUUUACGACGGCGACGUGCCGGCACGGAUUAAGGCAAUGAAUGAUUCCGUGCGCCUGCUGAUUAUGGUCAAAGACCCGUUUGUUCGGACGGUGUCUAGUUAUCUGCAGGAUGUCAGCCGUGGUCGCUCGACUAAGACCUUCGAGGAAACGGUGGCGGGGAACAAUAGCGGCGGAGUGAACCCGGACUCGUUGAACGUGCGGCAGAGUCUGUACUAUAACUACUUGCUGCCGUGGUACGCGACGUUCCGUAGCGAGCAGAUACAUAUAGUCGAUGGCGACAGACUCGUGACGGACCCCGUGUCCGAGGUGCGGCAGAUAGAGACCUUUUUAAGGCUCGCGCAUAAGAUAACCGAGGACUCGUUGGUCUACAACGAAGCGAAGGGGUUUUAUUGCAUGAAGAAAGGUUCUGCGAAUCAGACGAAGCACGUGUGCAUGGGCGAGGGCAAGGGUAGACCGCAUCCCGACGUCGAUUUCGUAAUCGAGAAAAAUUUGAAAACGCUCUUUUGGCCGUAUAAUGAAAAACUCUACAAACUAGUUGGCCGUCGCUUUAAUUGGUAGAAUUGAAACUGUAACUGUUUUCGCGUUGUGCCGAACAUGCACCGACGAGCAUGCGAGAGCCCAGUACAUUGAAGAAUGCGUUCCCGGACUUCAUUACGAAUACUAAUUAAUUUAUUGACAUAAUUAGGUUUCUCACAUGCGCAUGGUGAUCGUUGAUUACGGCAACGUGAAAAAGUCUGCAAGUAAUUAAAACAUAUCUAGUUACAACUUAUGUAACUUUUACUAAUGAAUUAAAUUCCCAAUUUUAAGGUAGCCGCAGCGGUAAUGGGGCGGCCGUUUGAGAAACGUCGGGAAAUGCAGGACGUAUUUAGUUGGCGAUGUCUUCGUCGCAUAUUCGUCUUUUUCUUUUACGGUCGCCUAAACAGCAACGCAUUCGUUACCGCCGUCACUCGGACCAAGACCCAAAUCUCUACUCGGGCAGGCUGAGGCUGAUCACGGUGCUUAUGGGAUAAACAUGAAUUGUAUAGAUAGACCUAGAUAGCCCAGCUAGUACAUGAUUUAUAUGGUAAUAGGUAAGACCCAACCCAGCAAGCCAAUCACGCGCAUUUAUGUUUAAAGGUUCCAUGAUAGCUUGUAAUCGUAGAGUUUAUAUCGUUAUUAAACGCUUAGUGUACUCCGCUA
This is a messenger RNA of Priapulus caudatus, 1756 nucleotides long. RefSeq names its product heparan sulfate glucosamine 3-O-sulfotransferase 1-like. The transcript has a single exon. Gene Ontology annotation, molecular function: [heparan sulfate]-glucosamine 3-sulfotransferase activity. Lineage: Eukaryota; Metazoa; Priapulida; Priapulimorpha; Priapulimorphida; Priapulidae. Bases 143 to 1135 code for a protein of 330 amino acids. The record is from RefSeq and is a predicted model, not a curated record.